Molecule: messenger RNA, 4934 nt
Organism: Epinephelus moara (kelp grouper)
Lineage: Eukaryota; Metazoa; Chordata; Actinopteri; Perciformes; Serranidae
Product: protein NLRC3-like
Exons: 9
Coding region: 95-3100 (1001 amino acids)
Molecular function (GO): protein binding
Source: RefSeq, a predicted model, not a curated record
GUCAUCCUUUGUGCUCGUGCUGCUGCGAGACGACUACAGCUCAUUUGCUCCGAAGAAAACGAAGACAUCAAAACCUAUUGAAAACUGAAGAGGGAUGGCUGAGAGCAAGAGGAAACGACCUGAUGCCUCCUUAUCGUCUAAUGACUCCUUCGAGGAGCCGAUGGGCUCCUGCAGCGAGCCGUCUGUCAGUUCACAGAUGAGUGCAACUAAGCCCACAGGUCCCGGCUGCAUCUCUAUGAAGAGCGAUCGAUCCAUGUGUGAACCACUCUCUUUUGGUCUUGAAGAGAUGCAAAGACAGCAGAGUGUGGAGCCGUUAGGUUCAGAGUGUAAGGAGGAUUCAGUCCAUUUCACUGGCGGACACCAAACAGAUACUAAGGAAGACGCAUUUGUUGCAGGAGGCAGCCAUCUUUUGAAAGCAAAGAAGAACCUUAAGGAAGCAAUGCAAAAGCAGUUCACAGUGACGAGCGAAGGUCACAGUGACCAACAGACUAAUCUGAAAUGCAUCUACACAACACUCCACAUUACCACUGGAGAGACUGGAAAUCCACAUGCAGAGCACGAGUUGAGGCACCAUAAGCAUAAACUGAAACAACAAUCUUCUGAACAUUCAAUCAAUGUCAGUGACAUCUUUAAACGUAUGCCUGGCCAAGAGAAACCCAACAGAACAGUCUUGACGAAGGGCGUUGCAGGAAUCGGAAAAUCAUUUUCCGUGCAGAAAUUCAUUCUUGACUGGGCUGAGGGGAGAGACAAUGAGGACAUUGAUUUUGUUUUCAAUCUUGCUCUUCGAGAGCUGAAUUUGAGUACAGAUAACAAAAGCUUACAUGAGCUCCUGACUGAAUUUCACCCUGCGAUCCACCAUCUGACAAAUUCAGAAGAUUUAAUCAAAGCCAAGGUUGUAGUGAUCCUGGACGGCCUGGAUGAAAGCAGACUUCAACUGGAUUUCAAGAACAAGCCACUAACAUCAGUCAGUGAAGUGACAUCUGUGGGGAAUCUUCUAGCAAACCUCAUCCAGGGUAACCUUCUUCCUAAUGCUAACGUGUGGAUAACAUCCCGUCCAGCAGCAGCCAGUCAGAUCCCUGCAGACUUUAUCGACAUGGUGACGGAGAUAAGAGGGUUCAGUGACCCACAAACAGAAGAAUACUUCAAGAGGAGAUUUAGAAAUGACCCAGGCCUCGCUGACAGGAUCAUUUCACACAUUCGCUCUUCACAGAGUCUCGACAUCAUGUGCCAGAUCCCGAUCUUCUGCUGGAUUUCUGCCGUGUUAUUUCAGGAGAUCUUUGGAGGAGAUGAGAAAGCUGAAACUCCUCAAACUCUAACAGAGAUGAUGGCCCAUUUCCUGUUUGCCCAGACAAAACGCAGAAGCAGAAAAUAUGACCAGAAGACAGAGGAAAACAAAGAGAGACUUCUGAAGACACACAGAGAAUUUCUCCUGAAACUCGGCAAGCUUGCGUUUGUUCACCUGCAGAAAAACAAUCUCAUCUUCUAUGCUGAAGAUCUGGAAGACUGUGGCAUCGACGUUAAAGAGGCAACCAUCUACUCUGGAUUUUGCAACACAAUUUUUAGAGAGGAACAAGUCUUUUCCCAGAAAAAGGUCUUCUUCUUUGUGCACCUGACCAUACAGGAGUUCUUUGCAGCUCUGUUUGUCUAUGACUGUUUCACAAACAACAACACAGAAGUGCUUGACAGCUUCCUCGAUCUGAAGGACAAAGAACAUACUUUACUUGAUCUUGUAAAGAUGACAGUUGACAAAGUGUUGGAGAAGAAGAACGGCCACCUGGACUUCUUCUUGCAAUUCCUUCUUGGCCUCAUGGUACAACCAAACCGCAGAGUCCUGCAGGGUCUGCUGACAUCACCAGAUCCAAGCCAGGAUACCGACAAGAAAAUCUUGACUUACCUCAAAGCCAUCCGAAGGAAGGCCCUCUCUCCAGACAGCUGUAUGAACCUCUUCCAGACCAUGGUUGAGAUGAGAGAUCACAAAGUUAAAGAUGAGAUUCAGGAAUAUCUCAAAUCAUCAGAUCGUUCAAAAACAGAACUGACUCCACUGCACUGCUCUGCAUUGGCCUACAUGUUGCUGGUAUCGAAGAAUGAUCUGGAUGUGUUGGACUUGAAGAGUUACAGCACAUCAGACGAAGGCAGAAGGAGGCUGAUACCUGCUGUGAGGAUCAGCAGCAAGGCCAUACUAGCAGACUGCAAAGUGACUCCAGAGUUGGUUGAGCACUUGGCCUUUGCUCUCAAGCACCCCAACUCAGCUCUGAGAGACCUGGACCUCAGCAACAAUGACCUGAAAGACUCAGGAGUGGAGCUUCUUUGUGAUGGCCUGUCGAGUCAGUGCUGCAGAUUGGAGACACUGAGGUUGUCAGGUUGUCAGGUCACGGAGGAAGGCUGUGCUUUUCUUGCCUCAGCUCUACAGUGCAACCCCUCUCAUCUAAUAAAGCUGGACCUGAGCUACAACCAUCCGGGAGACUCAGGAGAGAAGCUGCUCUUUGAGCUGAAGAACGAUCAACAAUCUAAGCUCAGCAUACUCAACACUGACCAUGGUGGAAGUCAAAGGUUGAAACCAGGCUUUAAGAAAUAUGCCUGUGAGCUCACGUUGGACGCUAACACAGCCCAUAAGAACCUCCUUCUCUCCGAAGGGAACAGAAAGGUGACCUGGGUGGAAGACGAGCAGCCAUAUCCACCUCACCAAGCAAGGUUCCUGCAGGUGCUGUGUGAACAGGGUCUAGAUGGGCGCUGCUACUGGGAGGUCGAGGUUUUCGGACCCUUAAGCGUUGGAGUCACAUACAGAGGAGCUGACAAGAAAGGGAGGAUGGACGGGUUCAAGAUGGGAUACAGUGACAAGUCUUGGUGUCUGGUUUGCUCUAAUGAUGGCAAUUACGUUUCGCACAGCAACAAGAAAGUCGAUGUGUCCCCACUGGGAUGGCGGUCCAGUCGGGUGGGGGUGUAUCUGGAUUGUCCGGCUGGCACUCUGUCCUUUUACAGAGUUUCCUCUGACAGUCGGACUCGCCUCCAUACCUACAAAACAAAGUUCAAUGAGCCCCUGUAUCCGGCUGUUGAACUUGAACACAUUCAGUCUUCUGCAUUAUUCUGUCAGCUUAUAUAACCCACCUUUCAGUGCGUUCACUCCAGCACCAACCCCUGGCCUCCAGUUUAGGUUAUUUCCCAAUAAAACUCUAAACAUGUAACAACGUCCUACUGUCUUAUAGACCAAUUUCGAGUGGAUGUCACAGUUACGUCACAGUAGUUGCGUGCACACACUGGUGGCAGAAAAACAGUGGACAUUGGAGAUAAACUGUUGAGAUACCCGGAAUAAAAAUGUCUUCUUGUGCCAGGAACACAGAAUAAGACAUUCUUCAUUUUUACAGAAAACUCUCGCAGAGGACGCAGUAGUAGAAAGUAAAGUUUUGUCUCCAGUUAAUUAUAAUCUCGAUAUUAUACAUGAACAACAUUACUGACGUGGUGAAAGAUAAUUUAUCAUCAUAAGGAACUGUAAAAACUCACAUUUGUUAAGCAGGGAUUUGUCUUAUUGUCCUUGGUUAAAACAAGUGUAGACUUUCCCAUAUAAUUUAACGUGGAAGUAAUAAACACCUUUUUAACUAGCUAACUAACGUCUUCUGUUUAUUAACUCCUUGUUUAUAAUAGAACAGACUAACUUUCACCACUGAUCAUUUUAGAAAUGACACCACAAGAAAACAUGUUCUUUUUUUAGAUUAAUGAACCGACACUGGCUCAUCGUUUGUCUCUAGCUCUCAGCGAUCAGCCAUAGGUAGGAAGCUAGCUAAGUGAGCUACAUCGCUAAUGUUAGGGUGCCUUUCACUUUUCCUGCCUGGAUGCAGAUGAACCGAUCUAACCACACAUCCAUAGGAUUUCUUGCAAUGGUCUCUGUAAAGGGAGCUGUGGUGAAAGUUAAUAUACUUUGUUAUGAUCAAGGUGCUCAUAAGCAGACAGCGUUAGCUAGCUGGCACGCGAGCUGGCACGCAAGCUGGCAUGCUAGCACAUUGAUAAGUUGUACUUCCACUUUAAAUUAUUUUAUAUGGGAACAUCUCCACAACUAUUAUUCAAGGACAAUAAGCCAAGUUUUUACAAUUCUUAGGAUGAUUUAACUUUCACCACGUUAAUAAUUAAGUAACUCAAAUAAGCCAAACACACUUUUUUUUUCCCCACUACACGGAAGUGAUAAACUCAUGGAUAUAAAAAUGACUCGGUUAAGAAAUCGGUCAUAGUGUGAUACGGCCGUCGCUCUUUCCACCUCCGUUGUGUGUAUGUGUGUGUAUGCAACACUGAUUUUUCCCUCUGUGUGCUGCCUGCAUCUCCACUGGACUCAGAAGCUCCACCUCCUCUAUUCUGAUUGGUGCGGCCUCUGCUGUUUCUACCUGCACAGUCCACAGCUUACCUGGGUCCCUGAUUGGUGCGGCACAGGUGCAGUGGACCAAUCCCAGCCAUUCAAUCAAGACCGUCAUCUAUAAGUGCCCUGCCAGUCUGUCAGUCGGGUGGCUGACUGUUGGGGGCAGCUCGCCUUUUUGCUUGAUGACUUUGUGUUGUGUUGGUUAGCCCACUGAUAACAUUUGUUGCUCGUCAUAAGCUUUUGUGGACUUUUGUGAACCUUUGAAGUGUGGCCAGGUUGUUAGAAAUUGUUAUCCUUUGUGAGUGAUUCCAAACAUUUCCAUCCACACAUAGACAUUUACCUGUAUAGAGACACGAGGUGCAGGGGUGCUGUUUUGUUGUUGUUUGUUUUAAAAGCUGCAUUAGACAGAGUUUGUUUUCCCUUUUAUUUUCAAUUAGAUAGAUUUUAGGUUAAGCUCUGAGUGAGUCCUCCUUUUGUUAUAUUUGUUUUUUUGAGUUAAACAGCACCCACCGGCCCUCUUCCUUGGUUUGUUCUCAGUUUUGUUAACCAGACUUCCUUCAUUGGAGCUGCAAUAAACUGCCUUACCUUUUAA